GUGUAAACAGUUUCGGUUCGCAGGCUUCCCGAGAAGGAGGAGGCUGUUGCCUUUCCUCCGCUAUGGAGGAUAGCCUGGCCCGCGCCUUCGGAGGCCUGAGCCUCCGCCAACCCCCCGCGCAAAGCAAGGGCCCCCCUCGCAGGAGGCGCCGCUUCAGCAAAAGCCUCUACUUGCUGCGAGGCCUGCCCGGCUCCGGGAAAAGUACUCUGGCCAGGCAACUGAAACAUGAAUUUCCCCGUGCCGUUGUUCUGAGCACUGAUGACUACUUCUCUGCAGAGGACGGCACGUAUGUCUUUGAUCCUGAUGCUCUAGAAGAUGCACAUAGAUGGAACCAAAAUAGAGCACGUAAAGCCAUGAAGAAUGGGAAAUCCCCAGUUAUUAUUGAUAAUACCAACGUCCGCGCUUGGGAAAUGAAGCCAUAUGUGAUAAUGGCACUUGAACACAGCUAUGAAGUUCUUUUUCGAGAGCCAGAUACACACUGGAAAUUCAAUGUUCGGCAACUAACCAGACGGAAUGGCCAUGGUGUUCCACGAGAGACAAUACAGAGGAUGAAGGAGCAAUAUGAGCACGAUGUUACUUUUCAUGAUGUGCUUCAUUCAGAAGAACCAGCCAGACAUUUCAGUAGAUCCUAUGGCGUUUACGAUAAUGGUUGUUCCUAUGUGAACUCAACAUUCUCCAACAGAAGAGCUAAUGGCAACUUCAGAAAUGAAAGAUCAUUUAGUAGGAGAAAUGAUUUCUACCCGGUAUUUUAGAGUUUUUUAAUCAAGUUGUAUAAAAUUUUGUUUUAGGAAUUCUGGAAUUCUGUAAUUAAAAUAUUUGUAUUUUUCUAUUGGGCUAGAUUUAGUUUUUAAAUCUCCAUAUAUUCUUUUGGAGGUUAAAAACCCUGUUUUAAUAUUCUUCUGAUGCAGAUUAUAUUUCUUCACUCAUGUUUACACCUGGCUACAGGAUGACUCACGCUAGAAGUGUAAACAUAAUGAAGAACCCACAGUAAUUUUUAGCAGCAAUAUAGAAAAGGAUCUUCAUGUCAUUGGCAUCCCUGUGCAGAUCAAGCAAAUAGUGGUGCUAUACAAUGUUUGGUCCUGGUAAGGAUGCACACAAAUGAUAUUUGAUAUCAUUAGUGUGCCAUUGCUAAUCAUAGUAUAGUGCAACAGUUAGAACUCUAAUUCCCCAUCAAUUAUUCAGUAUACAAGGCUGUGGGAAUGUAAACAGAUUUCCCUUCAUAAAUAUUGACACAAUUAAUUUUACAGUAUACAAAUUUUAAAAUGUUAGUUUCUUUUGUACCUAGGUUUUAAAAUUAAGUUAUAGAUCGCAUUUCAUAGGACCACCUUUUUUUCUACAUUCCAUAUUAAUUUAGCUUCAUUUUUAUGGCAUUUACCUUCUUUGACACAUCUGCUUCUCUACUUUGCAGUUUACCUCCUUUUUUACAUCAUGUAGAUUUCCUUUCUUGCCGAAACCAAUGAGGAGCUUUAUUUAGACCCCCAAUGGUUGUCAUUGCUCACUCUAUUUUUUUUUUUAUGAUUCCUGAAACACACACCAAAUAGUUUGCAACCGUAGGAACAAUUCAGGGAAGAGGCAUAAUCUUGACAACAGAUUGGUUUUUCUCUGCUCCACAGUAAGACUUGGGUCAUCCUCAAUUUCCUGUUUGGUAGUAGCAUAUGCCAAAGAUGGGUAGAGCAAGGAAACCUGCCUAAAUUCAGUGGCCAUUAGAACUAGACAUUACCUGAAAUGAGUGAGAGUAAUUUGCACUCUUGUGACUUUUGUUAAUGUUCAGUUCCAAAUGUUAUUUGUGCCUUUUUGCAGCCUGCUAGUUUAACUUCUCUAGUCUGCGCUUUUUCUCUUCAUCUAAUUGUUUCCACAGAUCAGAUACUACUCGGUAUAUUUGCUUAAUCAUUCCGUCUAAAAGCUCUUCAAGGGUAGGUACUUCUAUAACAAACAGAAGGUUUGUAUGUUUUGGAUAUGUUUGGCCUUACAUGUCUUUAAAGCUGGCCUCUUUUUUUUUCCUCUUGAACCAUUGUGAUUGCUAUGCAAAAAUAAACAAGGGAAUCAAAUUAUAUUGACUGCAUGUUUUGAACUGUACACUGGAGUUCUAAAAAUAUACAAUUCCUUCAUUAAAGUUAGUUAUUGCUGAA
Molecule: messenger RNA, 2129 nt
Organism: Zootoca vivipara (common lizard)
Lineage: Eukaryota; Metazoa; Chordata; Lepidosauria; Squamata; Lacertidae
Gene: N4BP2L1
Product: NEDD4 binding protein 2 like 1
Source: RefSeq, a predicted model, not a curated record